Aspergillus alliaceus is the source of this 4841-nucleotide messenger RNA. RefSeq names its product Mtc5p. Gene Ontology annotation, molecular function: protein binding. The transcript has a single exon. The record is from RefSeq and is a predicted model, not a curated record. The coding region runs from base 394 to 4773 and encodes 1459 amino acids. NCBI's taxonomy places the organism in Eukaryota, Fungi, Ascomycota, Eurotiomycetes, Eurotiales, Aspergillaceae.
CUUGCGGAGAUGUUGUAGCUGCCGGGAACAAGUCAUCGUGCUGGCUCAUUCUUCAUUGUAUGUAUGAGUGUACACGUGCGCCAACCUUUAACACUGGAAAUACUACUUCAUCUCAUCAAUUUAGCUCACAAUUGUUCUUCAAAACUCAGUUAGUUGUGUAUCAUUGCGCAAUGUGUGCACACAAUUCUUACGUUACCUUCACUUCGUACAAUUGACGAAACAUUUUCCGAAACCACCGAAAUGAAACCGCUUCAUAGUGUCGUACAAUCUUUUCUACUAAUGCUUUGUAUGAAGACUUGAAUCCCGGCACACAUCUCCAAGGUACUCGGAAAGAGUCGGUAAAAACCCCCUCAAGGGGAGCAGCCUGAGCACUGAGGGCUUAUCAACCACACUAUGGCCGAUCCUAGUGAGCCCCGGCCGCUCACGUCGGCAUUCGAAAGCCCAACAUUCGGCGAGGAUAGCUCUUUUCACGUGGAACAGCCCGUGGGGUCCAUGUCAAUAUCGCCAUGUGGACGAGACGUAGUUCUGGCUUCAAAGGAGGGUCUUCAUAUCAUCGACUUGGACUCACCAUAUUCACCGCCCCGCUACCUCCCUCAUCAUACAUCAUGGGAGGUCGCAGAUGUUCAGUGGUCUCCCUUCGCUGCUAGAGAUUACUGGGUUGCGAGCACAUCGAACCAGAAAGCGUUGGUAUGGAAUUUGGGCAUGAAAUCAUGGCAGAACCCGAUUGAACAUGUCUUGCAUGCUCACACCCGUGCAAUAACGGAUAUAAACUUCUCCGCUCACCACCCGGAUGUCCUAGCGACCUGUGCCGUUGACAGCUUUGUCCACUGCUGGGAUCUGCGGUCUCCUUCUCGACCAGCCAUCUCGUUCUCGGAUUGGUUUGCCGGUGCAACUCAAGUCAAAUGGAACAGACAAGAUCCGAACGUCAUCGCUAGCUCUCACGAUAGAUUCUUGAGGAUAUGGGACAAGAGAAAAGGCGCCUACCCGAUUCGGUCCAUUGAGGCCCAUGAUACCAAAAUCUACGGUGUUGAUUGGAACAGAGUCCGUCCGGGGGCCGUUGUGACGUGCGCUUUGGAUAAGACAAUAAAGUUUUGGGAUUACACUGUUGAAGGUGAAGAUCCGGAGAAGAUCAUCAGAACUCCCUUUCCGGUUUGGCGUGCGAGAAACACACCGUUUGGAUGGGGUGUAUUGGCAAUGCCACAGAGAGGCAAUAGUGAUCUUCACCUGUAUAGUCGCAGAGCUGGAGAGGGUGCAGACCCUGUUAGAGACCUUCCUCUAGUACACAGUUUCCCAGGGCAUAAGGGCCAGGUGAAGGAGUUCCUCUGGAGAGCGCGCGGGGGCGUGGUGGAUGGAACUGACUACAGAGACUUCCAGCUAGUAUCCUGGGGGACUGAUAGAGAACUUCGUUUACAUAGGGCUGAUCCAGAUGUCCUGCGAGGCGUUGGUCACGAAAAGGGGAAGUCAUUUAUGUCCAACCUAAACCUCACUCGCAAUGGCGCUGUUUAUAAGAGUUUUCGUGAUGAAGAUGUUAGUCGGGGGCAUGAUGAUACGGAUUCUCUGUCUGCUUUCCAAGAGCCAACGCCCGGCUCAUCCCGAGCUUUAGGGGUAAAUACUAUAUCGGUUCCGUACAGUCGACCUUGGACCCAGGGAGGUAACACGGAGUCUAGAAUUGGUAUGCAAGGCAGAUCUAAUAUUCGGACCGAUACGAAUCCUAUAUCUUGGAUGCGAGGUGUCAAAAUUUCGGGAUGGGAUGUUGAAACACUAGGUGACGAAAUUACACAUGUGGGAGAGAAAUUCACCAAGGUUGAUUUUGAGUCCGUGGAUGUCAGGCAGCGAAAGGCGACAAUAUCUCUGCAUGGGCCCUGGGGGGCAGAUGGCGACUCGCUCUUCCUGAAAGUGGACAUAAAAUUUCCUGUCGAUUAUCCAAGGACUGCACUGCCAUCAUUCAGUGUGCAAAAGACCGCGGCGGUCACAGACCAGCUUGCCAACAAGCUUGUGGCGGAAUUGCGCACAAUUGCGGAAACUUUCCUCUCUCACAAGAGAGGCUGCCUCGAAGGAGUUGUUCGCUACCUGUUAGGGGAAACCAGCUUAGAAGAAAGCAUAGCCUGGAUCUUGGGUGAAACGACCGAAACUGUGAAAUCUCCCCUCAGCGGCCAGCUAGAGGGGGAAGAGUCAAGCGACGAAGAUGAAGUAGGUUUGUCCCAGAGUCAAGAACUGGGAAUGAGCUCUGAGUUGCUGCGGCCAGUCAAUGCCAAUGUAAUGGUACCUGUUGCUAAGGCAUGCGGUGCACUCUGGGCCAAUGAUGGUCGUUUAGUCUGCUUUUUCCCCUCCAAGAAAGACAAAUCAGCGUCUUUGUUGGAAAACCUAGGAUUUAAGGAAAUGACGAGGCUAUCGAGGGCAGACAAAGUCUUUGAGGGAUUUGGCCGUCUGCAGACGAGUUCACCUGGGCCACGAACCACGGGUACAAUGACUAGUACUGAUGAUGGCGCAUCCGAUUACUCCGAUGACUCGGAUGCUGAGACUUCCAGCUCUUCUGGGUCAUCAGGAAUCUUAUCAGGCUUGCAACAUCGAUUUCCAACUCCUCAAACAUGGCGUAGUGCCGGCAGUCUUGGACUCUAUAAGCCGCGGUCCACGGAUAAUUCCCAGAGGUCAACUGUAGGUAUGAUGACUUCAAAAUUGUCCGAAAACCCACAGAAUGUCGUAUCUAUUCAUGACUUCACUGAGUUACUUCCAGCAAAACGCGAGCUAGCAAACAAAUAUCUUAUUUGCGGCAAAGGUACAGAUGUAUGUGCCCAUAACGCUGCGGUUGCUCUCGAUCAUGGCUACUAUGAGCUGGCCCGAAUCUGGGGACUUGUCAAACUGGUUUUGUACAAUAACAAAAAAUCUAUCCCUGCAUCUGGCCUAGACUCCCGCGAAAGACCCCAGCUCAUGCAGAGAAAGGAUAGUGCGGUGGACCUGAGUUACGAUCUGGGAAGUCAAGAUCAGCAUCCAAAGGAGACAGUUGGUAAUGUGAUUCAAUGGGGAGAUCAUCCUUUUGGAGGAAAAUGGCUCGUUCCUGCCCUCUUCGAGCAUUUCGAACGGAUUGGGGACAUACAAAUGGUUGCAAUGCUCAGCUGUGUUUUGCAUGAACCGGCUCACGAGGACUCGCUCAGCGACGAAUAUCAUCACAGCAGGACAGUGUCAAAGAGACUGGAGGAUCAACCCUUGCCAUUAAAUACUUAUUCCAGUCAUACAUCCUCACCGAAUAAGUGUCACACAACGACUCCCCUAGGAUCGACGCCUAAAGAUAGCCAUGCUACGCCUAUCACGCAGAGCUCUGGACGAUCGUCCUCUGAGAUCUGGCGUCCUGAUUCUACUCCUCCGUAUUCAACUGGUACAACUCCUCCGUUGGCAUCCCGUGCUUCAGGCUUUGCAGCAGAGAGGAGGGCUAUGGGCCAUACUACUUCCAUAGCCGCUUCACCUGACCAACAGUCUCAGCCACGUAGCGCAUCAGGCCUUGGUUCAGUUCUUGCUUCUUCUCUAUCUCGGUCUUUCACCUUUGGCCCCUCGUCGGCCUCACCACCGGCCAAUGUUUUGUCCAAGAAAAAGCAGAGCCCCGGCGGCAGCCCCAACACGACUGGGGGAAUAUGGCCUACGAGUACUUCCACCUCAAAACCUGUAUCAGCAGUCCCCGACUACCUUACCACAUCAACUGCGCCCACCUCUCAAACACAUUCUGAUACGGAGAGUGAAAGACCUGAGAAGCCCGAACACUCGAAGCCACGGGCGAAACUACGAGUGACCCUGAAAAAUCGUGACGCUUUUGAAGCUAAUAAUGGGGCGACUCAAAAUUCUUUCAUUGAUAACAAUAAGGAUUGUCUUUAUCGAUCAUAUCGAAUAGCGUACGCCCAUCUGUUAUCAAUAUGGGGCCUUCCCAUACAGCGCAGUGAAGUCCUCAAGAUUGGUGGAAAUAGUAAUCUUCCUAACCACACUGACUUCCGUCAAUGGGGCUAUAGUAGCCCGGAGUCGUCGCUCUCUUUGCCAACCCUUGGGCGAAGCAGCUCGGUAAGUUUGGCUGCUGAAACAGGUAACGAGGGACUGGAAAUUCAACGGCAUUGCAUCAGUUGUGGCUGUCCUCUUCAUAUGUCAAUUUUUACUACACAGUCCGAGACGAAGAGCGCAGCCAAAACCCACAUAAAGGGGGUUCCUACGCCCACGAUCUGUGAAAAUUGUAACCCGAAGCAGCCUCUUCCCCUCAAACUUCCCUGUGUUAUUUGCGGUGAAGUGGUCGACGGAAUGCUCACACCUUGUCUCAGUUGUGGACAUGUGAGUUGCUUUAGCUGCCAUCGGGGCUGGUUCUCAAUGGCAUCGCCAGAGCUACAUAAUGAGAAAACCAAUAGCGCUGUAGAUUUGCCGGAAAGUGACCAGGAGUUCCAGUUCUGCCCUACUGGUUGUGGCUGCAAAUGUUCGGAGCAUAUUGUCACCAACAUCCCGAGACCCUGGAGCCCUUCGUCACCGAUGGUGGACAACGAGACGAGUCCCUUGAGUCGAUCUCGGAACCGACGCUCCGAUGGAUCAUCGAAACAUGUUGACAUCGUGCCCAGUGUUGGCCAACACGAAGAGGAUCUCGAUCAGUGGCAUGCAUCGCCAUUUGCUUCCCUUGCCAGGGGCAUGGGAGGUGGCUUGAGUAGGGGUCUACGGCCUAAGGAUGAUAGACGAAAGUCGAAAUCAUCUACUACUGGUUUCGUCCCGAAAAGGUCUUCUAUGAAUCAAGUAGAAAGCACAUGGCAAUGAUAUAUAUAGUUUGAGCGUUUGUCUUUCUAGGAGUGGAUUAUGUAUACCCAUUGUUUGUGUUCGCAUUA